This is a messenger RNA of Coffea arabica (coffee), 642 nucleotides long. RefSeq lists its product as uncharacterized. Lineage: Eukaryota; Viridiplantae; Streptophyta; Magnoliopsida; Gentianales; Rubiaceae. The record is from RefSeq and is a predicted model, not a curated record.
AUGUCAAACCAUAAGCAACCAACUGCUAGUGGGAGUAGACCAAAAUCCUCUGCUAGGGUUUUUGCCAUGGACUAUCAGGCAACCCAUUCAUUUGUGAAUCCUGCUUUUAUGUGUGGUAUUGAUGUGAAUCCUGUUAAAUUGCCCUAUGACUUGGAAGUUAAAGCACUUACUGGGAAUCGAAGCCUAAUUACCAAUAUAGUUUGUAAAAAUUGUGAGAUUUGGGUAGGAGAACGGAAGUUGGUGGGAGACUUGAUAAGUUUAGACCUUAAGGGGUACGACAUGAUUAUAGGCAUGGAUUUGUUGGCCCGUUAUAAUGCCCAAUUGAACUGUAAAACUAAGGUGAUGGAAUUCUUGAUACCCGAAGAUGCCACUCUAAGGUUGGAUGUGAGAGGUAGGUUAGUCUCGUCUGCACUUGUUUCGGAAAUUCGAGUUAGGAAGUUAUUGAGAAAAGGGGCGCAGGGUUACUUAGCUUUCUUGAUUAACACUCCUGGAGAUAAGGUGAAAAUGGAGGAUGUGUUAGUACUAAAUGAAUUUCCUGAUGUUUUCCCUGACGAGUUGAAGUCGAUGCCACCAGAGAGGGAAAUAGAAUUUAAGAUCGAUUUGGUACUUGGAACCACUCCUAUUGCAAAAACACCAUACUGA